AUGGCAGGAGCUUCGGUCACAAUGAACCUGACGUUCACGCUUCUGAGAACACGCUCUGUAUACGUGGUGGACCUCUCCAGCAUCUCCGUGAACGGCGCGGCCGCCCCUGUGCCCGCGGCGGCGAUCUCCGAAGCGGCAGUCAUCAUCGACUCGGGCACGGUGAUCACCCACAUGCCGGCCGCGGCGUACUACCCGCUGCGCGACGAGUUCAGGCGUCACAUGAACAACUACACGAUGCAGCCGGAGGGGUCCGCGGGGCCUCUGGACACGUGCUACGACGUGACGGGGCACGACGUCGUGAUGGUGCCCCCGGUGGCGUUCGAGUUUGGUGGCGGCGCCAGGAUUGACGCGGACGCGUCUGGGAUACUGUACGUGGCAGGUGCCGCGGUGGCGUGCCUGGCCUUCGUGCCCACGGAUUCGGUGGACCUUAUGGUCAUUGGUAACAUGCAGCAGAGGGCGUACAACGUUGUGUUCGAUGUCACUGGCGGGAGGGUUGGGUUUGCGCCAAAUGGGUGUUAG
This is a messenger RNA of Panicum virgatum (switchgrass), 519 nucleotides long. Its product is annotated as aspartyl protease family protein At5g10770-like. Gene Ontology annotation, biological process: proteolysis. The coding region runs from base 1 to 519 and encodes 172 amino acids. Gene Ontology annotation, molecular function: aspartic-type endopeptidase activity. The record is from RefSeq and is a predicted model, not a curated record. Lineage: Eukaryota; Viridiplantae; Streptophyta; Magnoliopsida; Poales; Poaceae. The transcript has a single exon.